CAUGGUAGGACAUGUGUAAGCAUGUGUGACCAGACAGAGUUGGACUAUGAAAACUUAUCAAGAUCAAGAUGCUUUAUCACAGACUGAAAACGUUCAUCUUUGAAGAGAGUGUCCUGAAGGCCCUAAUAUUUUCCUGGGAGAAAAUGCUGAUGACCUCAUCUAGGAGUACCUCAAGUUUCAGCUGUGAGUUGGAUGUCAGCAUAUCCUAUUGUUUUGGACACACAACAGUGUUGUCUAUGUUGAUUUAUAAGGCAUAAAAAAGCCUGAAUGGAAACUUCUGAUAUACACCAAAAAGAUAAAUGUGAAUGAUGCUUGCCUGAGCAAAACUUCUGAUUCCAAUCUAGGGCAAUGUACCACAAUAGCGACAAAGACUAAAAUAUAGUACAAAUGCAAAGUAAAUUACACUACAGUGAUAUAUGUAUUCUUUGCCUUCAAUACUUGUUAAAUUGUCUUUAUAUCCAAAACAACAUGGAAAUUAAAGCUAAAUGAUAAUAUAAAGUAUGUGACAAUAAGUGCACAUUUUUUGUACAUUUUAUUGUCUGCAGAAACAACAGUUUGUUUAUGUAUAUGAGCUCAGGUCCGCUUCAAAACCAAUCCAAGCACUUCUAAUCAUGGAGUCACCGAAAUGCCAACACCCUGGAUUACAAAAGCCUAAUGGACAAAAAUUAAAUAAGAAAGCAAACAGUCUUUAUUUAAGACAGAUUUAUUUAAGCAUUACAGUUUUUUGUAUUUGUUUUCAUACAUCAAUAGGCCUACUGAUAAAUGAGCUGAGAACUUCCUCUUUGCAUUGUGUGAAUUUUCCUACACCUUUUUAGUGAACCUAAUAUCUCUUGCACAAACAUGUUUUGUUUGAACAUGCACGUUGCAGUUACUCAGGUUCUACGAUUUUGCUUUCUCAUAAAAUGAAACUUAAAGAAUCCCCCAAAUGUGAUUGGACAGUGGGAGUUCUAUGUAAGUGAUACAUCACAAUAGUUGACCUGAUUUAAUAGGUAUAUAAACACAAGACAAGAAGUUGUGUAGCUCUUUCUGUAAGGAUUUUCAUCUGUAUACUCUUUCCUGAAUACUUUUGCUAAAUUGAGUUUCCCCAGCAAGAGAAGAAUCAUGUAUCUUUUAUGGCCUCUGCUGUUUCUUCAUGUUUCAGCACGGCACUGGACUCUGUUUGAUGAACAGUUAAAGCCUAAACGGCAGGGCAGAGUGAGAUUGGUGGGUGAUCUGCCUUCCUCUGGUCGUGUGGAGGUGUAUCACGAUGGACAGUGGGGUUCAGUGUGUGAUGAUGGAUGGGAACUUGCUGAAGCUCAGGUGGUGUGUCGUCAGCUGGGUUUUCCUGGAGCUGUAUCAGCAACAGCUGGAGGACAAUAUGGUGAAGGCUCUGGUCCGAUCUGGCUGGAUGAUGUAAACUGUAAAGGCUCGGAGAACUCAUUGUCUGAUUGCUGCUUCAAAGGUUGGGCUGUCACUGACUGCACACAUAAAGAAGAUGCAGGAGUUGUCUGUGAAACUGGUAAAAACAUGAGCGGCAUUCAUCAGGUCUAUGUGGACAACAGUCUGGGUUUGUCUGAUGAUCUUGGCGUUCUGUUUGACAGUGGAGAUGGUUGUGAUAUCAGCAUUUAUGUACGUGACCUCAGUGAAGAUGCAGAAUUAACCUUUUGUGUGCACAGUUUGAUCCUCAUGGCUUAUUCAAAAUUAAACAUAACACACAACCCUGAAAACUUCACAGUGGAGGUCAGCCAGACGUGCCAUCCUCAUGUCCCUGAUUUUCUCAGGUAUUUGUACACUAGGCAGGUUGAGGUUUCCAUCACAUCGGCCCAAUGCCUCCAUCAGCUGGCUUAUAUCUUUGGAGUGAAGAAGCUUAUGGAGGAUGUUGGCAGGGUCUUCACUUUACUCAUUCCUGAAGACAACAGCUUCCAGACCCAAGUGUCCAUGUACGAGUAUGGUGUCCGCACGGGCGAUAUUGUUCUGCAGGAGAAUGUCCUUCAGUACCUUUCCUGGAACUGUGAGUUCCUCAUCAGUUCUCCGGUGUGGAGCACCCUCUCCUUUCACAUGAUGGACGCUCUUCUGUUGCGCUCAGACCUGGUUGUCAGGGAUGAAGCUUUUCUUCUUGAAGCACUGGAGAGCUGGAUCCAAGACAAAGAUGUUGCAGUUAGUCCAGAACAACAGGUCAGUCUCCUGAAUCACAUCCGCUUCCUGUUGGUCCCAGUUGAUAAACUCUAUGACCUGCUGUAUAGCUCAAGCAUUCUCCGUCAGAAUCACGAGAAACUGUAUCUAACUGGCUUGCUCAAAGGCUUUCAGUUCAACGCUCUUCCAUUCUCUAAGAUCAGGAAGCAGCUGGACAACAUCAGCGAUGAGUAUCUGCCCAGAAUCUACACUGCAGCUGAGUUGAGUGUAUUCAUCAAUGACACCAUAGCCAAUUAUCAGACCAGUCACUACUACUAUGGGCAAAAUAACAGAAUCCAAACUCUCUCAGCUCCUGUACACACUAGUGCUAUUUUCAAAGACCAAAAUAUCCAAUGGCAAGCGCAGGUUUUUCUUAGCAUGCAAGAGUGCUCUUAUUAUGGUUUUACAUGUGAUUCUCUUCCUGUUGCGAAAUUCUUCCGCUAUAACAAUAUGUACGAUUACGCCAGCACCAUUCGCUACAACAACAGGUUGAUUCUCAGCUGUAAAAAUGUAAACAAAGUCUUUCAUGUUCAAGAUUUCAAAAAUGAUGUGGCGGUGAUUCCUAACAACAGCAGUAUGGGCCUGCCGAACCCCUGUCCUGAUGACUACAGUUUUAGAUUUGUAGUGCGUCCAGAGUAUAUCUGAUGACUUCAGGUUGGUUCCCGCAGUCGUUUUAGUUCACUUCUGUCUAGUCAUUUCAAUCAAAUCAUUUUAGAAUCAUGUUUACUCAUUAUUUACAACAUAUGAUAGUGAUUUAUGAUCAUUAUUUUGAUGAUUUUCUCUAAUUGAUCAUAUUAAUAGACAUUAACAAUAUUUGGCUGGUUUAAAUGCACUUAAAUAAAAAUACAUUUCUUUCAUAAUCUCUGUUUAACUUUAUUGCAUUCUGGGGUUGAUAUGUGGUUGCUAGGAUGUUUUGGGUGGUUGCCGGGCAUUGCAAUAGAGUUCACUAGUGCCCGUCCACUUUUUCAGCCAUUUUGGUUCUGGAAGUAUUUUUUCCAUUCACCUUUUUCUACAGAGAUUUCAUAAAGUCCUUCAUAAAGACAUGAACUUAACCACUGAAUA
Molecule: messenger RNA, 3213 nt
Organism: Xyrauchen texanus (razorback sucker)
Lineage: Eukaryota; Metazoa; Chordata; Actinopteri; Cypriniformes; Catostomidae
Product: galectin-3-binding protein A-like
Exons: 5
Coding region: 1102-2796 (564 amino acids)
Cellular component (GO): membrane
Molecular function (GO): protein binding
Source: RefSeq, a predicted model, not a curated record